UGGCAGUUAGGCCCCAAGGCUGAGCCCUGAGGUGGGGCUGCCUUGCUCCCUUGGCUGGCUUGCCGGGCAGCAGCGAGAGUGGGACUUUCGUCUGUAGAGUUUUAUAUUUUUCAGCUCACAUUUUAUUUUGCUUAUAGAAGAAAGUUAUUCACUCCUUAGAAAGAGAGGAGACUUACAAAGUGACUUUGUGCACACGAAAGGUCCCGGCUUGCCUGUUGGGGGGACCUUACCAGACUCCCCCUGCCUGAGACACGGGAUGGUCCGCUUUCUAACUAGUCCUUGGAGAGACCUCCUUACUGUCCCUGGACUUGGACUUGGGAUGCUGGGAGACUUCUGGGCAUUUUCACACCAGUGAAUGCUGAAGUCAAAGAUUUUGGAAAGGGCAACCAAACCAUUCUCGUGGAGGCUCGGGUUAAGCCUGAAGUAUUUUAAAGAUGACCAAAGUGCCAGCCACCAAAAAGUUACAGAGUGUCCCCAGCAAGAAAGCCCUUUGGCCUUCUUAUACCUCAGACCAACAGACCCAGCAGGUCACAGAGAAGACAGUGGUGAAGAACAUCCGGUAUAUAGACAAGGAAAUAAUGAACCUCAAAAAGGAUCUUACUCGAAGCCGCUUCCUGAUCCAGCGUGUGAAGAUAGGCCGUGGAUAUUUUAGCAUACUGCGAGAGGAAAACGCCAUGAAAAAGAGGCAACAACAACUCCAGAAGAUGAAGGAAGAAGAAUUAAAUAAAUUCCAACCAGCCAAGAAGUUCUCAGAUAUCCAGUGCAGGGGCACUCUGCUGACGGCCUACGAGAACGAGAAGCUGAAGAAGUUGGAGGCUGGCAUCAUUAUCCGCCCGUUCACACCGAUCCACAGCUGCAUCAUCUCUCCCUCCUUGCCUGAGUCACACGUGGAUCCCCUCUACCGCCAGCUGUGUGCGCUCCACUGGCUCCUCGAGGCGCUGACUAUUGACCACACCCACCAUACCAUGAGGCCCUUGAUUUCUUGCUGGAACACCAAGGACCCAGGUGGCAGCAAGAGCACAAUAAAGAAAAUCAACAAGGACAAGUCCAUGGGGCAGAGGUGGGAUCACUUUGUCACCGCGCCAAAGACCAAGAAAUUCAAAAUCCCCACAAUUCGCACAGCCAGCCGCAAACCCAGCCGGCGGGGCUCCACUCUCAGUCUGACCAGGACCAGUGGGGCUUCUUCUCCCCAGAGCAGCAUGAUGUCUAUGAACCCCGGCUCUGACGAACCCCCAAGUGUGGUCACGCAGGCCAGCAAAGACAUUGAAGACAAUGAGUCAUGGUCAACUAAGCAAGACGAAGAAAGUCUCCACAUCAACCUGCAGAAGCUCCUGGAGAUGGUCCGGGAAGACUCCCGAAGAGCGAUCAUGCCGAUGACUGAGCUGCAGAAGAAAGUUCCCAGCAUCCAGAAUAUAGUCAAGGAAGUCAAGAGCGAUUCUGCCUGGAAGGAAUGGCCGACCAUCUACAAGUCCAGUGAGAGAUCCAGCACUACCAGUGGAGAAAGCCACACCCUGGUGACGCAGAAGAAGUCAAAGGGCCGUGCUAACCGGGACAUCAUCCAUUGCAAGAGCGGUGUGUGUAGCACUAUGCGGGCCAAGUUUUACAACAUAGCCCAGGAGGCCAGCUUCUGCCUACAAGACAAGAUGGAAAUCCUUAUGAAGCGCCAAGAAGAGCGGGGUCUCCAGAAGUUCCACUCCUUUAUUCUCGCCUCAAAUUUCCAAAAGGAUGUAUCAAAGAUGAGGCACCAGGUCCCGGUGAUGAAGGGGGACGCAGAAGAGAUUGCGGAUCACUGGUACUUUGAUCUGUUGUCCAAACUCCCUGAGGAUCUGAAGAACUUCCGGCCUGCAAAAAAGGUCCUGACCAAACUGCAGAAGUUUGGAGAGAACCUAGACCUGAGGAUCCGGCCGCAUGUCCUCCUGAAGGUACUCCAGGACCUGCGGAUCUGGGAGCUGUGCUCUCCAGACAUUGCGGUGGCCAUCGAGUUUGUACGAGAACACAUCAUCCAUAUGCCGCUAGAGGAUUACAUCAGCUGGCUCCAGAGUCGAGUUAACAUGCCUAUCCGGCACUACACUAUCCCCACAUAGCCGGGGCCGGGCCCAGUGGAGGAGGGCAAGCCAGUACCGUGUUCCUGGGUCCAGCCUGCACCAUCACGGAGCAGUGAGGUCAGCAGAAGACACUUCUAAACAGAGUUGAUGGCCCCACGUGACCUGAACGGGCCCUCCCCCCACCAGGUUCCCUGCCUCUGCCCAUGUGACCCAACCGGGCCCUCCCCCACCACCAGGUUACCUGCCUCUGCUCACUGCCCCACUCUGACUCUGCCUACUCUUUCAGACUCUCUCAUCACACCCUUUUGCCUAAAAAUCCUAUUUAAUAAAAUCGAGUUGGAUAUUUCUCA
This is a messenger RNA of Myodes glareolus (Bank vole), 2395 nucleotides long. NCBI's taxonomy places the organism in Eukaryota, Metazoa, Chordata, Mammalia, Rodentia, Cricetidae. The record is from RefSeq and is a predicted model, not a curated record.